Xiphophorus hellerii (green swordtail) is the source of this 4662-nucleotide messenger RNA. RefSeq names its product transmembrane O-mannosyltransferase targeting cadherins 3 (gene tmtc3). Gene Ontology annotation, molecular function: mannosyltransferase activity; protein binding. Gene Ontology annotation, cellular component: endoplasmic reticulum. NCBI's taxonomy places the organism in Eukaryota, Metazoa, Chordata, Actinopteri, Cyprinodontiformes, Poeciliidae. The record is from RefSeq and is a predicted model, not a curated record. Gene Ontology annotation, biological process: protein O-linked glycosylation via mannose.
GGAUAGCUGCGGUGCGUUUAAGCUAGUUGGUAUAAAUGAAAUACUGUAAAACUCCCGAGUCUUCUGUGCCGUCCUGAAUUUUUAUGAUAAGUUUGACUGAAGCUCGUGUCUCUGCUCUUGCAUUUCCUCGUGACCCAUGACGGCUUGGGUCAGCUAUGGCUGUUGUGUCAUGGAAGGAGAUGUUGCUUCUGACUGGGCUGGUGAUGGGAUGUUACUGGAACAGUCUGGCAUGCGGCUUUGUGUUUGACGACGUCUCGGCUAUCCUCGACAACAAGGACCUCCGGCCCUCCACGCCUCUGCGCAACCUGUUCCUCAAUGACUUUUGGGGAACGCCGAUGGCCGAGGAGAGGAGCCACAAGUCUUACAGACCACUGACGGUGCUCACGUUCCGACUCAACUACCUCUUCAGUGAACUCAGUGCGGCUUCCUAUCACCUGCUCAACAUCGUUCUGCAUGGAGUCGUCUGCAUGCUUUUCCUGCGGGUUUGCCGACUGUUCCUGGACAAGACUUUUAGCUUGCUUGCUGCGCUGCUCUUUGCCGUGCACCCCAUCCACACGGAGGCCGUGACUGGUGUUGUUGGUAGAGCGGAGCUCCUUUCUUCAAUUUUCCUCUUGGCUGCUUUCCUGGCAUACACAAAAUCAACUAGUACAGACCACUCCAUUGUGUGGCCCCCCAUUGCUCUGACUGUAGUUCUGGUGGCUGCAGCAACGCUGUGCAAGGAGCAGGGGAUCACCGUGGUCGGCAUCUGCUGUGUCUAUGAAGUGUUUGUUGCACAAGGGUUUACUCUGCCCAUGAUGCUGGACACUGUGCGACAAGUCCUGCAGGGCAAAGACGGUUUCCCGUACGCGGUCCUGCAGACUCUGCUGAAGCUCAUCGUCCUCGUCAUCAGCACCCUGCUGCUCGUCAUUGUCAGGGUCCAGGUCAUCCAGUCCCAGUUGCCUGUCUUCACCAGAUUUGAUAACCCGGCAGCUGUCAGUCCCACUCCCAGCAGGCAGCUGACCUUUAACUACCUGCUCCCUGUGAACGCAUGGCUGCUGCUGAAUCCCUCAGAGCUGUGCUGCGACUGGACCAUGGGCACCAUUCCUCUGGUGGAGUCCCUUCUGGACCUCCGGAACCUGGCCACUGUGGCCUUCUACGUGUUCCUGUGCCUGCUCGCCCACUACAGCGUGUUCUCCAGACACAGCUCAGCCAAGACGGUUAUCAUGGCCUUGUCUUUGAUCGUCCUGCCCUUCAUUCCAGCGUCCAACCUCUUCUUCCCUGUGGGGUUUGUUGUUGCAGAGAGAGUACUUUAUGUUCCCAGUAUGGGAUUCUGUGUUCUUGUAGCACAUGGAUUCAAGAUCGUCUCACAUAAAGAACAAUUAAGGAAGAUUUCCUGGCUGCUGAUUGGUGUGCUGCUCACCACACAUGCAGUGAAAACCUUCAACAGGAACUGGGACUGGGAGUCGGAAUAUACCCUGUUCACCUCUGCCCUGAAGGUUAACAAGAACAACGCCAAGCUGUGGAAUAAUGUCGGCCACGCUUUAGAGAACCAAAACAAUUAUGCAAUGGCUCUGCGGUAUUUUCUCCAAGCCACUCGAGUCCAGCCAGAUGACAUCGGUGCUCACAUGAACGUCGGAAGAACGUACAAGAACCUGAACAAAUCCAGAGAGGCGGAGGAAGCGUAUCUGGUUGCCAAAUCCCUCAUGCCACAGGUUAUUCCGGGUAAGAAGUACGCGACACGUGUGGCCCCCAAUCACCUUAACGUCUACAUAAACCUGGCAAAUCUGAUCCGGGCCAACGACUCUCGGCUGGAGGAGGCGGAUCAGCUGUACAGGCAGGCGAUCAGCAUGAGACCCGACUUCAAGCAAGCCUACAUCAGCAGAGGGGAGCUGUUGCUGAAGAUGAACAAGCUGACAGAAGCCCGGGACGCAUACCUGCGCGCAUUGGAGCUUGACAGCUCCAACGCUGACCUCUGGUAUAACCUCGCCAUAGUCAACAUUGAGAUGAAAGACCCGUCUGAAGCCCUGAAGAAUUUCAACCGCGCCCUGGAGCUCAACCCGCGCCACAAACUGGCGCUCUUCAACUCGGCUCUUCUCAUGCAGGAGUCUGGAGAACCAAAGUUCUGGCCUGAAGCCAACCGUCGUUUCCUCAUCUACGUGGAAGAGGAGCCCGACGACGCCAAUGGCUACUUCAACCUCGGCAUGCUGGCCAUGGAUGCUAAUGAAAAUGCCGCGGCGGAGCACUGGAUGCGGAAGGCCAUCGGCCUGCAGGCCGGCUUCCGCAGCGCGCUGUUCAACCUGGCUCUGCUUUACACCCAGUCCAAGCGGGAGGUGGAUGCCUUGCCCGUGCUGGACGAGCUCCUCCGCCACCACCCGGAGCACGUCAAGGGCCUGAUUCUGAAAGGCGACAUCCUCAUGAACCACAAGAAGGACACCCGCGGCGCCAAAGCUUGCUUCGAACGCAUCCUGCGAAUGGACCCCACCAACGUCCAAGGAAAACAUAACCUGUGUGUGGUCUACUUCGAAGAGCGGGACUUGCCGCGGGCCGAGCGGUGCUUGGAGGAAACGCUGGCCCUGGCGCCCAACGAGGAGUACGUGCGCCGUCAUUUGAGCAUAGUGCGCAGUAAAAUGGCCGCCAUGAGCGCGGCAGGGGAGCCGCUUUCCAGGGAGGGUGGCGGCGGCGGCGUGUCGGCCAAGGAGGAAAAGCUGCAGGCGGCGGAGGAAACGACGGAAGACGUUGCCGCGGGUGAGGAGGAAGGGAGGGGUGCCAAUGCUGACGGAAAGGGCGAUGAGGAUGAGAAGAAUGUGCGGAAAUCCUCAGCAGAAGACCUCGGGGGUGGGGUGGCAGACCAAACAGAACCCUUGGACAGCACUCAGGCUGGCAAACGGACUAAGGGCAAGUCCACUAAAGAGAUUAAAGAUAUAGAGGAAAAAAGGGCAGCAGCCUUGAAGAGACUAGAGGAGAUAGAGCGCAUACUAAGUGGUGAUUGAUUCUGGUGCGGUUUGGUACUGGACUGUCACCCCUCCUCUUAAAACAUGUUUAUUCUUAAUCAGCUGGGAUUUCUUUCCAAAUUUUUCAGUGUUUGUCUUUUUCUUUCUUUCUUUUUUCAAAUCACAGAUCUUGUAAAACGAAAAAAAAAGACUACAAACUUUACGCACAUAAAACACAUCAUCUGUUUCUUGCCCAUCGCAGAUGUAGAUGCGAGCUUGAACUGAAUGUGAAUUUCACACAUUGUUUUGUUUUGUUGCUCUAUGUGUAGUCAUCGUUUACCACUGGAUUUGUGUUUAAUAAGAUGUGACUCCCUCUUCUGUUGUCGUUUGAAAAAAAAAAGAAUGAUUGUAUCUGGGACAAUUGGAGGAUGUGACACGCUCCCCUAGACUUCUCCGAGGCAGAACAGCUCAUAGCUGAAAAUAAACCACACAGCGAGCAAAAUACCCCCCCCCCCCCGUCCCCCCACACACACACACACACACCUCUCCCACUAAAUCACAGCAGCUAAUAUUUAUUGAUCUCACUCUGCACUUCCUUCUAUGACAUCAUCCCAUUUCCAGCUGCCUUCUCGGUUUCGUUGGGGGUCUUCCUUCCGAGUGUUAGCCCUGAUCUGUUUGUCACAUUUUCACGCCUGUGUUCUGUCCUGUAUCUUCAUUAGAGGUGGAUGUUUCGGAUGUUUUUCUUCAUAAUCUGUCCUGAGGACAUUGCUUCUACAUGGGCUACACCCAUUUUUAUAUGACUGUUAACAAUGACGCACACCACUCCUUAGCAGAGGCCAUGUGUUUUCAUUUUCCAAAGCUCCUUCCACCUCAGGAGGGGAAUUUUCUUAGCACAUUUGCAAAACAUGGAUUUCCUACAUCCUCUCUGCACAAUGAGGAUGAUGUAACAACCCGUCGCAACCAAGACAUAAUUUGGACGAUAGGUGUUUUAUAAUCGUUUGGGCAGAUUUUGGCAGUGCCAACAAGUUGCAUUUUUCUCCUUUUUCACUCUACUGCUAAAUAAGCCGCAGAUAGCUAGCUUAAAAAAAUGAUAACCAAAAACAUUUGUGCACCUUUUAACAGGACUGGCUCAUCGAAAACACUAAACCUAGUCUCGCAUGUCAUUGUACCAAUGCCACACACUCUAUGCUCUUCAAAGGUAUGCAUUUUAUUUCUCAAAGGCUAAUCAUGGUAAUUAUAGCACUUGUGAUGUUCUUCCUUUCUCUCCUCUGGAUCUGUUUAUAAUUUUAAUAAUGGAGGCAGCACAGAAUAAGUCUGUAAGAAUCAGUGAGGCGGUACUACUUAAAGGCCUUGUCAUUCAUUCAUUUUCUGGCCCUGAAAAUAUUAUCCUACAUCUGUAUUCAGGAUUUCACAUCCAGUGUUAUUUAUUAGUAUUACAUUGCAUACACUGCAGGGAAAAGCUUUGGCAGUGUGUGUUUUUGUGUCCGUUAUGUUUUUUUGGUUGUUUUUUGGUUGUUUUUUUUACCAUGUCAAGCAUAAGUUCCAUCAUGUAUUUUUUUUUCAAAGCCUGUCUCAGACAGUGUUAACAGUGUGUCCCAUAAACAAGGUACAACUUUGGACAACCAAGCAUCCAGUUUAUGUUUUUGGGUGUACCUCAUUUUCAGAUGUUCUUCUUUUUAUAACAAUCUGAGGUUUUUAUAAGACCCGUGGUGAUGGCAGUGGUGGUUAUUAAAUAAAGUGGGAUCAAAAAUCA